Dufourea novaeangliae is the source of this 602-nucleotide messenger RNA. RefSeq names its product nucleolar protein 16. Gene Ontology annotation, cellular component: nucleolus. Gene Ontology annotation, biological process: ribosomal large subunit biogenesis. Bases 51 to 599 code for a protein of 182 amino acids. Lineage: Eukaryota; Metazoa; Arthropoda; Insecta; Hymenoptera; Halictidae. The record is from RefSeq and is a predicted model, not a curated record. The transcript has 3 exons.
UAAGUCGAUGAUUGUUUUCGAACGGCACGUGGUAACUUAGAAUCAUCAAAAUGACAAAAAUCAGAAAAGUAAAACGCAAAAAGAAGUUCCGUAUGAACGUAAACCGUAAAAGACUAAGAAAUAAGUUAAGGAAAUUACCAACUAUCGGCUGUCCUCAAAUAAAACAAUCAUGGGAAGUGACUAUGUCCACACGAACCAACUUGAAACAAAUGGGACUGGCAUAUGAUCCAAACCAAGUGUUAAAAAUUCCAAAUGCCAAAAGAGAGCUCAUUGAGGAUGUGAAACGUAAAAUUGUAGAUCCUGAAAGUAUAACAGAACAAGAGGAAGAUGUAGACAUGAUACCUGCCAAAAGUCAUGUAGUUGAAGAACUAGAAGCUGAGGCCAAAGCUCCAAGAAGAAAAAUGUUCAGACUGCCAAAGAGUCAAGUACAUUUCCUUACAAAUUUAAUAGAUAAAUAUGGAGAAGAUUUUAAGGCUAUGGCACGGGAUAAGAAGAAUUAUUACCAAUUGACAUGGAAACAGAUACGUGCAAAAAUUAAAAUGUUUAAGGGUAUCCCUGAGCAAUAUAAUGAAUAUCUCCAAAGCAAAAACACUGAGUAAUAA